AUGGAUCUCGAUACUCCCAGCAAUCGGAAGCGAAGCCUCGACGAAGAUGAAAUAACCAUAGCGCCAACAAGCGCUUUCAAGAAGCGCAAGGUCGACGAGGAGAAUGCAGAUGUGCCUUCGGCGCAGGGAGCCCUGAGCUCCUUCACCUCGGCGAUAUCGAGCGUCUUUGGAUACGGCAGUAAAAAGGCUUCAGAGGCCCUGAACGAAGGCGUCGAGAAGGGCGCCUCCCUGCCAAAACCACCAUCACAACCGUUGUCUGCGACGUCACCGAACAAGGCUCGACCAGCAAUCAAGCUGGCAGCUCUACUGGGAUCAAAAUGGGAUACAGGAGAGGGGGAUCGAGCAUCAUCACCGAAGAAGGGGAGAGGAGGCAGGCGCAAAGUGGUGACUGAGCCAGAUAACAGCUCGGCAACAGACCCAGGACCUACUCCAAGCAGAGGCAGAGGCAGGGGGAGGGGAAGGGGAAGAGGCAGCAGAGGCGGUAGAGGAGGCAGAGGCAGAGGUGGAGCAAGAAGCAGUUUCGGAAAAGAAGAAGACGAGGAAAAUGUUGAUGUCACCGUGGAAGAAGAGAGGCCACAAGCCGUCGCCGUGUCUCACGAAUUACCUUCAACGGUGCGCUCGAUCAGGCGCCUCGAUUUUAUUCCUCUCUCCAAUGGCGUCAUUGAUAAUACUGCGGACGAACUUUCGACAAGCGAAUACCCUUCCAUGAGCCCUCUGAAAAGCCGAAGCCUCAACCUAAACGAACGGCUGGCUGAAUCGACUAGUACUGGAACCACGCCGAAGAGUAUCCUAUCGCCAUCCAAGAGCAGAGGGCCUCGGCCCCAGAAGAAUGUGUCUUUCAAUAAUAAGGGUGGCGAUGACGAAGCCACCACUGAAGUUUUCUUCGAAGAUCUACCAAAAGAGCCGGUUGUGAAAAAGAAGCCUGGCCGAAAACCUAAGAAUGCCCAGCCUGUUGUUGUUGCUACAGAUGAAAUUGUCUGUGGCGUAUGCUCCAGGCCCGACUCACAGGCGCCCAACGAGAUUAUUUUGUGCGACAACUGCGACUUUGCAGUUCAUCAAAUGUGCUAUGGCGUGCGGGAGAUCCCCGUCGGCGAUUGGCUCUGCAAUUCGUGUGCACAAGAAGACGCGCUGGGCAUAGCCAAGAAACCCACUGAGGAGGAGGCACUUGAGGCAGCUGCCGAUACAACCCUUACGUCUACACCUGCUAUUGAAGUACCGGAUAUUCCUAAUCUAGACCAUCAUCUGCGCGCCCUUCAGAGAGUCCUCCUGGAUCGAUGCAACGGCCGCAGGUCGAUUCGAAUGUUUGGCCAGCAGGAUCAGUAUGAGAAAGCGCACCAGCUCAUCGAGCAAACUGUUGUGGCGGGCGAGGGGAAUUCUAUGCUCCUUAUUGGGCCCAGAGGGUGUGGCAAAACAACGAUGAUCAACAACAUCAUUAAAGACCUUUCGCGAGAGCAUCGACAAGAUUUUCAUAUUGUGAGGCUAAACGGGUUCAUUCACACAGAUGACAAAUUAGCACUGAAGGAAAUCUGGCGGCAGCUUGGAAAGGAAAUGCAGGUCGAUGACGACUUGCUGAGUCGGUCCAAUUAUGCAGAUACCAUGGCAUCUUUAUUAGCACUGCUGUCUCAUCCUUCUGAGAUCCUAGGACAAGACGAAGGCUUCACCUCACAGUCUGUCAUAUUCAUCAUUGACGAAUUCGACCUAUUUGCGACUCAUCCUCGACAGACGCUCUUGUAUAACCUGUUUGACAUUGCGCAGUCUCGAAAGGCGCCAAUUACAGUUCUGGGCUGCACGGCCCGCCUUGACGUGGUAGAGAUGCUAGAGAAGAGAGUUAAGAGCCGAUUCAGCCACCGAUAUAUCUACUUGUCGCUUCCCAAGAACCUAGCGGCUUACUGGCAAGUUUGCCGACAGGGGUUGAUGCUCGGAGAUGUUGAGCCGGAGGAAGAGGGCCUGGACCGGAGGAUUGAUGGGUUUCCCGAGUUCCAGGCGUAUUGGGAUCACAAGAUUGAGGAUCUUUACAAACAACGGGCAUUUCAGGAUCUGCUGCAGUAUCACUACUACACAACCAAGUCACCGUCGGCAUUCUAUAAUGAGUGGAUCUUGCCGCUUUCAUGGGUCACAGCGGGCAAUCCAAAUCUCAAGAUACCGGCCGUCGGGUCAAACUUGACGUCUCUAACAGCGCCGGAUUCCCGACUGCACUUGCUAUCAACGCUAUCAGAUCUCGACCUCGGGCUAUUGAUUGCGGCGGCACGGCUUGAUAUUGUCGCCGACACGGACACAGUCAACUUUGCCAUGGCGUACGAUGAGUAUAGCGCUCUUGCGGGACGACAGCGUGUGCAAUCGGCUACGGCGGGCAUGCUGGCUCAGGGCGGCAACGCGAGAGUCUGGAGUCGCGGCGUGGCGGCUGUGGCGUGGGAGAGACUUGUUACCCUCGGUCUGUUGGUUCCGGCUGGCGUGGGCGCUGGCAGCAGGAGUCAAGGGCAUGGAGGGCUGGAGGCAAAGAUGUGGAGAGUGGAUGUCGCUCUGGAGGAGAUUCCAGCUGUCACGAAGCUGAGCACGGUUUUGGCGAAAUGGUGUAAGGAAAUAUGA
Messenger RNA from Trichoderma gamsii, 2586 nucleotides. RefSeq lists its product as hypothetical. The coding region runs from base 1 to 2586 and encodes 861 amino acids. The record is from RefSeq and is a predicted model, not a curated record. Gene Ontology annotation, molecular function: ATP hydrolysis activity; DNA replication origin binding; ATP binding. Gene Ontology annotation, cellular component: nuclear origin of replication recognition complex; nucleus. Lineage: Eukaryota; Fungi; Ascomycota; Sordariomycetes; Hypocreales; Hypocreaceae. The transcript is spliced from 4 exons. Gene Ontology annotation, biological process: DNA replication; DNA replication initiation.